This is a messenger RNA of Vitrella brassicaformis, 1250 nucleotides long. NCBI's taxonomy places the organism in Eukaryota, Vitrellaceae. The record is from the annotation of a GenBank genome assembly.
CAGACGAAUCGAUGACUGUUAGUAGAAGAGAGCUCGAGGCGCUGCAGGCUGAGCUGGCCAGGCUGAGGCGGGAGGCAUCCUGCCGUAGCACUCCUGCAUCGGUGUACCAGCGCUCUCCUGGAGAGCUCCGUCUUCGGCCACGAGUGUCUGUGGUGAUCAAGUAUGGCGACAUUUGCAAAUGGAACUGGGCUCAAGUGCUGCCUGUUCUGUACCCACCCACGACCUACCAGGAUGCGGAUCUUUUGUUGGCGACCUUGCAGGAGCAGAUAGAUGUGUUGGAAGGCCUCACUCAUGCGAAGAGGCGGGGAGUCUUCUGGAAUUGGGUGCAGAGAGCGGAGGAAGAAGGCAUCGUCCGCUACGAUGACGGCGCUGGAACGCUCACUCGUGUCACGGCGGACCGGCCGGGCUGCACAGUCAGGCCCAUCCAUCUCCCGGAGGUUUCGGAGAUCCCCACCCGCCCACCCGAUCGCACGGCAUCGAUCCCGGGCGCGUCUGCUGAGUGUGCGGGGGGUGCGGCCGCACGCGGAAGGGCUGCUGCACGCGAGAGGGGCACACGAGAGGUCGGCCGAGAAGCGGAAGCACACCAACAGCACCGGCCAGAGGUGAUGCACCCGCAGCAACAGCCUCGCCCACAGAUUCCCCGACUCGUAUCGGUUGACCCGAGAACCGCAGGGCAGCCAGGGCAGAGUGCACCGUCGGCUCAGCAAAACCAUCCACAUAAUGCACCCAAUGAGGACCACCACCCACCCCUCCGCAUCCUGCAGCGAACAUCUGCCGAGGGGCAAGACCGCCAAGUCCCCUUCACCGCAGUGCGACACAUCGAGGCUCCACCCGUCGUCGCAGCGUCCAACCAGCAAGCCCACCACACCAACCAGCCGACACGCGCGGCCGCUGCGUAUACAACGGCCGGCGGAAGCGGCGACCCAGAUUGGCCGGACAGAAACCCUGGGGGCCGUGGUGGUGGACGUGGCAACAACGGAGGACGGGGGCCUGGUGGAGGGAACAAUGGAGGUCGCCGUGACGGUGCUGGUGGAGAGGGGCGACGUGGUGGUGAUCGCGAUAGGGACCGACGAGACGAUCGCCGACGAGAUGAGAGGGGCCGUGACGGAUACCUCGGCCCCCUCUUCGAGGAUGUGCCCGAGAGGGAGGAUGAUGACUUGGGCAGGGAGUGGCAGGAUAUGGUGGCUCGCGAGCACACGAGGCGAGCAUACGAAGAGAAGUUGCGACGAGAUGAGGAACGUGAGCAGCAG